AUGUCCAGGGACAUAUUAGAAAAUAUAAGUUUGCCGGAAAUUAGCUGUAUAAAUAAAGAUGGUGGUGUAUUGAACCAGGAAGUAUGUUCGCCUACGGAUAAAAAAAAUCUCUCCAAAGCUCCGAGUUCGGACGAACCCACAGACGGAACGACAUCACCGAUUUACUUGUGUCGGAUAUGUCACGACACCGGAAGUCUUCAAGGACCGUCAGCAAUGACGUCACCGUGUCACUGUACAGGGUCAAUGCGCUACGUACACGCCCACUGCCUGCACUCUUGGCUUACAACAUCACGCAAGAACUGCUGUGAAAUCUGCGGCUACAAAUUCAAAAUCGUUCGGCCCGUGCUCCGUCCGUUCGUCGACUUUCUUGUCGACCCCCGAAACCAGAAGAUAAGGUCGGAUAUGGCCACCGACCUACUUUGUUUGAGUGUGCUGACGCUUUUUGCGGUCGCCUGCCUGUGGCUCAUGUGGUCUGGUUGGACCGUGCCCGGUGUGAUCUGUCUCAUCAUCUCUCUGUUCGCCAUUUUUGACGGCAGUGAGAAGGCCCUAAAACACCACAGAAAGGCGUGGAAGACGUGGAAGCGACACAAUCAGGUCGUCAAAAUAAUGGACGCGUUUCCGAAGUGA
This is a messenger RNA of Acanthosepion pharaonis, 627 nucleotides long. Lineage: Eukaryota; Metazoa; Mollusca; Cephalopoda; Sepiida; Sepiidae. The record is from the annotation of a GenBank genome assembly.